CUUCUGGAGGUUAUUGUGAGGCAGCGCUGGGCUGGAGAUCUGUCCUGGGAAGCGGAUACAUCAGAGCAGGGAACAAGGGAUCUGAAAUCUGACAUUGUGUCUGGAGGGAGGCGAGACACGGAUCCGGGGAGAAAGGGCGUUAACGGGUCUGAGCGGUAAUUUGCCAGUUGAUUCAGAGUAUCUGGACCCAUAUCUGGGUAUAAACAGCAUCAUGGCCGAGCCAGACUACAUGGAGUCUGAUAACCCAGAACUAAUUAAACCUCAUAAAUUAAUAAAUCCAGUGAAAAUAUCAAGAAACCACCAAGAUCUUCAUCGUGAACUACUAAUGAACCAGAAAAGAGGCCUUUCACCCCAAAACAAACCAGAGUUACAGAAAGUGAUGGAGAAGAGGAAACGGGAUCAAGUUAUUAAACAACAAAAGGAACAAGCAGAACAGAAAAAAACUGAAUUUGAAAUAGAGCUACAGAAGCGGCAUCAGAUGUUAGAAGAGUUGGAAAUGGAGAAGAAUAAGACUGAGGAACAAGAAAAUAAACCAGAGUUUCUGAAGGUCAAAGGGAACCUCAAGAGAACGAACCAGGAAGCCAAUAGUUCUUAGACAUUCAAUGAGAUCCUGCGUAACUGUAGGGAUUGAUUUUUGUUGGUCUUCAAGUGCGAUAGACGUUUAUUGGAGGAAUACUUUGCCAGAAAAUUCCAAAUUCAAACUUUUAUCCAAUACAGAUGCGGAACACCUUGGAUAAGUUGGAUAAGACUAUAGGAUUAAAUGAACUGGGUACAGAGCUGUCGGCUGACGAAGUGACCUUUUUAAAGCUGGAUAGAUAGGCUGCGUAGGAAUCUUUAUUGCAGCACGCGCUGGAUCCAGCUUGAUGCAAAUGUUUUUUUUUGUUUUUUUUUUG
Messenger RNA from Spea bombifrons (plains spadefoot toad), 893 nucleotides. RefSeq names its product family with sequence similarity 107 member B (gene FAM107B). The coding region runs from base 212 to 595 and encodes 127 amino acids. NCBI's taxonomy places the organism in Eukaryota, Metazoa, Chordata, Amphibia, Anura, Pelobatidae. The transcript has 4 exons. The record is from RefSeq and is a predicted model, not a curated record.